AUGUUCCAGUGGUACGAGAAUGCUGCUGUCUGUUACGCGUAUCUUGCAGAUGUCGAAGAACUUCACCCGCCUCUCAGAGAACCUGAAAACAGCAGCGCCACCAUAAAAAUCGAAGCAGAAAUCGAAGCAGAGCUCACUAAUAGCGACUGGAAACAAUUCCAAGAUUCGAGAUGGCAUCGGCGUGGCUGA
Molecule: messenger RNA, 189 nt
Organism: Cyphellophora europaea CBS 101466
Lineage: Eukaryota; Fungi; Ascomycota; Eurotiomycetes; Chaetothyriales; Cyphellophoraceae
Exons: 1
Coding region: 1-189 (62 amino acids)
Source: RefSeq, a predicted model, not a curated record